This is a messenger RNA of Pteronotus mesoamericanus, 1767 nucleotides long. It is a transcript of the gene SETD6, whose product is annotated as SET domain containing 6, protein lysine methyltransferase. The record is from RefSeq and is a predicted model, not a curated record. Gene Ontology annotation, biological process: peptidyl-lysine monomethylation. Gene Ontology annotation, molecular function: protein binding; protein-lysine N-methyltransferase activity. The transcript has 9 exons. Gene Ontology annotation, cellular component: nucleus. NCBI's taxonomy places the organism in Eukaryota, Metazoa, Chordata, Mammalia, Chiroptera, Mormoopidae. Bases 60 to 1418 code for a protein of 452 amino acids.
AGGGACGCCGGAAGCGCCGUGCAGCUCUACUGUGGCGCUGGGCCGCGCGCCCUCCGACCAUGGCUGUUCAGGCGAAGCGCCGGCGGGUGGUCGGGCCUGCGGGCGGCGGCGACGACAACGACCCGGACCCGGUGGCCGGCUUCCUGAGCUGGUGCCGGCGCGUGGGGCUGGAGCUGAGUCCUAAGGUGGCGGUGAGCCGGCAGGGCACAGUGGCCGGCUACGGCAUGGUGGCCCGGGAGAGCGUGCACCCCGGGGAGCUGCUGUUCGCGGUGCCGCGCGCCGCGCUCCUCUCGCAGUACACCUGCUCGAUCAGCGGCCUGCUGGAGCGAGAGCGAGGCGCACUUGAGAGCCAGUCGGGCUGGGUGCCACUGCUGCUGGCGCUGCUGCACGAGCUGCAGGCCCCGGCCUCCCCUUGGAGCCCCUACUUCGCGCUCUGGCCCGAGCUAGGCCGCUUGGAGCACCCCAUGUUCUGGCCCGAGGAGGAGCGCCGGCGGUUGCUGCAAGGCACGGGGGUACCUGAGGCCGUGGAGAAGGAUUUGGCCAACAUCCGCAGCGAGUACCAUUCCAUCGUUCUGCCUUUCAUGGAAGCCCACCCUGACCUUUUCUGCCCCAGGGUGCGCUCCCUGGAGCUCUACCACCAGCUCGUGGCUCUCGUGAUGGCCUACAGCUUUCAGGAACCACUGGAGGAAGAGGAGGAUGAAAAGGAGCCCAACCCCCCUUUGAUGGUGCCUGCUGCAGACAUUCUAAACCACUUAGCCAAUCACAAUGCCAAUCUAGAAUACUCCUCAAGCUGUCUUCGGAUGGUGGCUACUCGGCCCAUUCCAAAAGACCAUGAAAUUUUCAACACUUACGGGAAGAUGGCUAAUUGGCAGCUGAUUCAUAUGUACGGUUUUGUUGAACCAUACCCUGCCAACACAGAUGACACAGCCGACAUUCAGAUGGUGACAGUUCUUGAAGCGGCGCUACAGGGAACGAAAAGUGAAGCUGAAAGGCUCAUGUUGUACGAACGCUGGGAUUACUUGUGCCAACUAGAGAUGGUAGGGGAAGAGGGAGCCUUUGUGAUUGGCUGGGAAGAGGUGCUGACUGCAGAGGAACUGACCACCACACUCAAGGUGCUGUGCAUGCCUGCCAAGGAGUUCAGAGUGUUGAAAGACCAGGAUGGAUGGGGAGAAGAUGGAAGGGGAGAGGACAGCUUGACAGUCACGAAUAUCCCCAAGCUCAAAGAAUCAUGGAGGCAGCUUCUACGGGACAGUGUUCUGUUGACCCUGCAGACCUAUGCCACAGACUUAAAAACUGAGCAACAUCUACUUAGUAAUGAGGCGGCGUACACCAAACUCAGCCGGAGGGAACAACAGGCCUUACAGGUUCGUUAUGGUCAGAAGAUGAUCUUACACCAGUUGUUGGAACUGACAGGCUAAGCUGAGUAGGUUCCCUGUUGCCUGGAACACCCAUGAAACAGCCAUGAGAAGAACUUCAUUGUAAGCUGAUGUUCAUUUAUGCUCGAAAAGGAGGAACUUUUGGAUUUUUAGGUUUGCUUUUCUUAUUAAAUACCAAAAGGAAAAGCAACAAAGGUGUGCUAACAUGAACUGUGAGGUAAGGGAACAGGAGACUUGGAAAUUGCUGCUAAUUGUCACCAAGAACAAUACAUAUUUUUUUGGUUUUUACUAUUGUUAUCAUUUAAAACUUUUUUUUUUUGAUCAAAACACUUCAUAGCUGUUCUUUUCUCAGUUUGAACCAAAAUUAGCAGAAACAUGACUCACAGUAAAA